Molecule: messenger RNA, 1194 nt
Organism: Penicillium odoratum
Lineage: Eukaryota; Fungi; Ascomycota; Eurotiomycetes; Eurotiales; Aspergillaceae
Product: putative MFS transporter
Exons: 6
Coding region: 1-1194 (397 amino acids)
Biological process (GO): transmembrane transport
Molecular function (GO): transmembrane transporter activity
Source: RefSeq, a predicted model, not a curated record
AUGGCAGGCGCUGGUCCUUCUGUCGCUAUACAUGACUUCAUGCAGGACUUUUCAAAGUCACAAGAUCAAGUGACCCAGCUUUUGACGUUUAACUUCCUUCUCCUUGGUAUUGGUAACCUAUUUUGGGUUCCACUUGCCUUGAAAUUUGGCAAGAGAGCAUCGCUUUUGAUGGCCAUGGCCUUGCAGACGGGCUCUCUGAUUUGGUGUGCGCUCGCCAAAAGCUUUGAUAGCUUGCUCGCUGCCCGAAUCGUACUGGGCUUUGCUGCUGCCGCUGGAGAGGUAAGUUAUUGGGUUUUGGGCAAGCAUCGUUCCAGAAGUAGUCGCAGAUCUCUUCUUAACGAACGGGCCACGAUGAUGUCCAUAUAUGUUAUCCUGAUAUCUGGGGGAACGGCUAUUGGUCCUCUCAUCGCCGGUUUUAUGGUUCAGUCCACUGCCCAAACAUGGAGGAGUUACUUUUGGCUCUGUGUCAGCUUGGCCCCUACAAACCUCGCUUUUCUAUUCUUCAUCUAUCCAGAAAGCAACUUUAGCCGACCCGAUUUCGAAUAUCACAGUCGAAUCGAAAUGGAACCCGUCGGGCACGAGGAAGCGACUGAAAAGUCGAAGUCCAGUUUUAUUGAAGACGUUUCUACAGAUAACCUGGGAUUCACGAUGUCCACCCUCCUCAUCCCUCCGCCGUAUAACUUUUCGUUAAUUGAUAUUGGCCUCAUGGAGAUAGCUGCGGUAAUCGGAUUUGUGGUGGCCUGCUUUGGUGGCGGGUAUAUGUCAGACAUCAUCACCGCAUACAUUGUUAAAAGAAGAAUAGGCGAGAUCCGACCUGAGCAACGCCUUCUCUCGUUGAUUCCUGGAAUGUUCAUAGCCCCAGCAGGAUGUAUUCUCCUUGCCUUCGCAUGCCAAAACAAGCUUAGUUGGGUUGCAAUAGCCUUUGGAUUUGGAAUGGUUUCAUUUGGGGAAGUCUACACUCCCAACAUUGCUCUUACCUAUGUGGUUCAUCGGCAUCAGAAAAUUGCCGCCCAGCGCCUCGUUCUCAUCAACGUUUUCAAAAACAUUCUUGCAUUUCUGUUCUUGUAUGAGGCCGUUCCUUGGGUCACAUCCCAGGGCUUUACUCAAAUUUUUAUGAUCAUGUUCAUGUUAAACAUGCUUACUUUGGUCCUAGCUAUUCCACUGUACUUUGACGGACACCGGGAUCGCGAAUGA